AUGCUCUACCAGAAUUCUGACCUCUACCCAGCCGAGGUUUGCUUCUGUGAACCCGGGCAGCAGGCAGGUGCAUGGGUACCUCAUGCCAACCAGCCCAAACUCCCAUCCCACCGACCUGACCCCCAAAUAAAAAAAACAAGCAGACCAAAAAUUUUGGGCCCAGGCAAGCUUUUGCAUAUUUUACAAAAACAGCAAGCGGGUCAAACGCAGCGACGCACGGCGUGGCUGCCCUUAGAGCAAGCCACUUUCGUGAUUUUUAUUCUGCAUUUCGAUUGUCAUGGCCCUUUUCAAGCAACUCAGCUGUGGAAUAGUAUUAUUCAUGCUCUUCACAGUCAGGUGGAAGUCAAAAGACGUAGACAACAUCUGAAAACUUACAAAAACUGUUUCACUGGCUCAAAUGCUGUUGAUGUGGUACUAAGCCAUCUUAUGCAAAGCAUGUACCUAAGCUGCAAUGAUAUUUCUCGGCGGAAGGGAGUCCGUGUAUGCCAAGCGUUGAUGGAUCAUAAGGUGUUUGAGCCAGUUGGAGCAAAGCUGUACUUAUUCAAGAAUGAGAAAGAAACAGAGUUUGAAGACACAAAUACUAGUCUCUAUAAAUUUGUAAACAGCAGUCUUACGCCUCUUCUUCUGAGAAAGAAUAAAAACAAUGAGGGCUUAACGAAGUGUGAAACAACACUUUCAAACCCCUUAGCUUUAGAAGCAGCCGAUAAAAAGAGGGUAGAGGAUCUUCUUCAAUCAAUAAACGUUCAUACAUCUUUACCUCCAAAGAUCAUGGUUAAUGAACCGACCCGCCUGCUGUCAAAAAGAGAUGUCUGGAAACAGCAAACGCUGCUACGACUACUGCAGUUAAUUGAUGUUCCACUUCUAGAAGACAUCUUGGUGUCUUCAGUGGAGAGAAAAACACGCUGUUUUGGCAAAGAAGAAGACCUGAUUAUUUCAAAUACUUUCCUGGACAGAGAGGUUACAUGUAACUUAAACUUGCCCGAGCUUGACGAAUGGCUCUAUGCUGCAAUUGAAUGCUUGGAGUAUUUCCCAGACCAAUUCGUAGUGAUGGUUAGUCAGCAGUUACCUCAAAGCACUAAUAAACCGAGCAGUCUGAAUACAUACAAGAAGAUUCUUUUUGACAUUAUAAUCAAGUAUUAUAGUCAAAAGAAGGACUCCCUUCUUGCCACUGAUGAUCUUGAUAUUCAUUCAGGAAUUACAGAACUUAUAGAAAAAGGAAAAACAGAUCAAGCUCUAGAGGCAUCACAACUUUAUUUAAAAUUAUUAGCACCAAAUAUCCGAGAAGAACUACAUAAACUCCUGACAUUCAUAGCGGUUGCAUCUGAAUCAGAGGGCUACAGAUUACAAAAACAAUUUGAUAACAGAUCGGUGAUAAUCAAGACUUGCACAAAGUUCAUCUUACAAAAUAAGACAUUGCCAAAACCUCAGGCAGAACUGCUGACUCAGUUUCUGAUGGACCAUCACUCCGAGCUCUUCAAGACUCCUUUAACUCUUCUGGAACUAACUAGUAGGAGACUCGAGAGUUUGCUAGAAGGACAAGAUCCAGAUAUCAAUUCAGGCUUCACCUUCUGUCAGCGCGUGACCGCUAAAGAAUAUGAAGAUCAAAAACAACAAACAAAUCAGUAUCUGCUCGCAUUGGUUCAAGAGAUGGACAAUAACCCCACUAUUCCUUUGAAGCAGAAGAAGAAAUUAAUUAAAGAGUUUCGAAAAUACCAUUCUCUCAUGAAUUGUAGUGGUUGUAAAGCUACUUGUGAAUUUUGUACUCUAAAUGGUUAG
This is a messenger RNA of Opisthocomus hoazin, 1776 nucleotides long. The record is from RefSeq and is a predicted model, not a curated record. NCBI's taxonomy places the organism in Eukaryota, Metazoa, Chordata, Aves, Opisthocomiformes, Opisthocomidae.